Octodon degus (degu) is the source of this 1844-nucleotide messenger RNA. It is a transcript of the gene Bend5, whose product is annotated as BEN domain containing 5. The transcript is spliced from 7 exons. Gene Ontology annotation, molecular function: DNA binding. Lineage: Eukaryota; Metazoa; Chordata; Mammalia; Rodentia; Octodontidae. Bases 705 to 1472 code for a protein of 255 amino acids. The record is from RefSeq and is a predicted model, not a curated record. Gene Ontology annotation, biological process: negative regulation of DNA-templated transcription.
GCGACUUCAGCCCCCGCUCGCGGCUGGAUUUUGACAACCAGAAGGUGUACGCUGUGUACCGGGGCACAGAGGAGCUGGGCGCCGGGCUCGAGAGCCCCCCGCGCGCCCCCCGCGACUGGGGCGCGCUGUUGCUCCACAAGGCCCAGAUCCUGGCGCUGGCAGGCCUUGGUGUUCUCCUUACAUUGAGAAGCAAGGCGGAUGUUGUUAGAUCUAGGUGGGAGUCCCUCCUCACAAAAGGAAUCUAUGACACCCUUGUCCCUUCUGGACCAUCACUGGACUGGACGAAGAGGCCCUGAACCUCAGCACACGGAGGCACCACUCCCCUGCCCUUCUCUGGCCAAGUGGCAGAGAAGACAAAUCUGACCUUGAAAACAGUGUGAUGCAGAAGAAAAUAAAAAUCCCCAAACUUUCUCUCAGUCACCUAGAAGAAGAUGGGGAAAUUAAAGAUUAUGGGGAAGAAGAUUUACAGCUUAGACACAUCAAGGAUUGUCUGGGGAAAUAUUGAGCCGCAGUCCAAGAAAGUCCCAGCUGCCCUUGCCUGAACUGAUUCUCGUUGUCCUACACAGAGACCUGAGGGGCGGAAGCCGAGUGAAGUGGCACACAAGAGCAUUGAGGCAGUGGUGGCUCGGCUGGAGAAACAGAACGGCCUGAGUGUGGGCCACAGCACCUGCCCAGAAGAGGUCUUCGUGGAGGCCUCACCGAGCAUGGAGGACAUGGACAGUCUGGAGGAUGCUGCUGUGCCCAGGGCUCUGUAUGAGGAACUGCUGCGCAACUACCAACAGCAACAGGAGGAGAUGCGUCACCUCCAGCAGGAGCUGGAGCGGACUCGGAGGCAGCUGGUGCAGCAGGCUAAGAAGCUGAAAGAGUACGGGGCCCUCGUGUCUGAAAUGAAGGAGCUUCGCGACCUCAACCGGAGGCUCCAGGAUGUGCUGCUCCUGCGACUUGGCAGUGGUCCUGCCAUUGACUUGGAAAAAGUAAAGUCAGAAUGUCUCGACCCUGAGCCGGAGUUACGGAGCACUUUCAGUGAGGAAGCAAAUACGUCGUCCUAUUACCCUGCUCCUGCGCCUGUCAUGGACAAGUAUAUCCUAGACAAUGGCAAGGUCCAUCUGGGAAGCGGGAUUUGGGUUGAUGAGGAGAAAUGGCACCAGCUGCAAGUAACCCAAGGCGAUUCCAAGUACACGAAGAACUUGGCAGUCAUGAUUUGGGGAACAGAUGUUCUGAAAAACAGAAGUGUCACUGGAGUUGCCACAAAAAAAAAGAAGGAUGCAGUCCCGAAGCCACCCCUCUCACCUCACAAACUAAGCAUUGUCAGAGAGUGUUUGUAUGACAGAAUAGCACAAGAAACUGUGGAUGAGACUGAAAUUGCACAGAGACUCUCCAAAGUCAACAAGUACAUCUGUGAAAAAAUCAUGGAUAUCAAUAAAUCUUGUAAAAAUGAAGAACGAAGGGAAGCGAAAUACAAUUUGCAAUAAACUUCGGAUUUUUCAUAAAGCCUUUGUGUUUUCCUUGCGCGGCACGCAAUUUGCAGGCAGCGGUGCCACCAGACCCCUCCCCACGGCGCAUGACAGUGUGCGGACCGGGGCCGGUCGGGUGCUGGAGUCACGGAUGACUCCCAGCUUGGACAUCCUACUCCAGAGAAGGCACAUGGAUUUGCUAAAAUUCAGACAGCAGCCUGGGGCCACCAGUGCCAGUCAUUAUGGGGACGGGAAACACUUCUCGGGGUGGUAAAAAGCGUCUCUGAGCUGCCUGUCCCUUGAUCAGAACUUGGAACUUUAUAUUUUUGCCAUGAAAGAACUUCUGUCUCUUCCUCUAUUUUGUUCUAUAAUAAAACUUCAUUAAUUCUU